Molecule: messenger RNA, 3201 nt
Organism: Candida albicans SC5314
Lineage: Eukaryota; Fungi; Ascomycota; Pichiomycetes; Serinales; Debaryomycetaceae
Gene: ARP8
Product: Arp8p
Exons: 1
Biological process (GO): regulation of DNA-templated transcription; double-strand break repair
Cellular component (GO): Ino80 complex
Source: RefSeq, a predicted model, not a curated record
AUGCGAAAGACAAAAUUGAACGCAAACUCUCUCAAACAUUCAACAACGAACCAAAAAAUAACUCAAUAUGAAGAAAAAAAUAGACAACACCAUUGUCAUCACCAAAACAACAACAACCUCUUAAUAUAACUAUAGCAAUCAAAUUCAUUAACAAUGCUGGAUGCAAUUAAUCCUCCUACAUCGCCUUACUCGGUAGAUAUUGAUAUGAUUGAUGAUUCAGGUGCUGCAACACCUAUUUUAUCAUCUCAAGCUGAUGAUAUUAUUCUUCCAUCAGAAGAUCCAGAAUCGCCAACUAAUCCAAAUGCUACUGGUACUUCAUCAUCUACUACCACUAAUACUGCUACUAACAAGAUAAAUGCAGGUGGUGCCACCACAACCUCGACGACAAAAUCUUCAUCUUCAUCAUCUUCAUCUGGUGGUGGAGUUAUUGGAGAUUCGGAAUCAUCAGCACAGAAGAGACAUAAACCAGGUCCAACAGCAGGUAAAAGACCGAGUGCAGAAACAUUACAACGUCGUAAAGAAGGACGAAUUAAAGCUGCAGCAACUUUGGCACAAAAUUUGGCUAAAACUGGGAUUGGAAGAUUUGAAAAUGAAAAUGGUUUCAAUUUAACUAGUAUUAAACCAAUUCUGGUGAUUAAUCAAAAAAAUUAUUUUACUGAUUAUUUGAAAAAAGAUGAACAAGUUAGUUUUAUUAGAAAUUGGCGUCAAGAAAGGGCAUUACAACAAAAAAUGAAAAAACUCAAACAACAACAACAACAAAAUAAUCAACAAAACAAUCAACAACAAUUAGAUAAUGGAGAGAAAAAAGAGACUAAGAAUUUUGAUGAUUUUAAUUUGAAUGAUAUUGAACUUGAAAUGAAAAAAGAAAUGGCUGUUAGUGGUGGAACCACAACCACUGGUGCUGGAAAUGAUGAUGAUGAAGAAGUUGAUGAUGAAGAAAAUGAAACAGAAGAAGUUCGACAAGAAAAGGCGAAAAUUGGAGAAGAUGUGAUAGUUUUACAACCAGGAUCAAGAUAUAUUAGAAUUGGCAAAGCUACUGAUGCGGUACCAUUAGUUAUUCCUAAUGUGAUUGCCGUUAAGAAAAACCUCACCAAUAUCGUCAACCCGCAUGGCGAUGAUAGCGGAAUCAAAUAUCCAAAAAGAAAAUUAAAACAACCUAAACCUAGUAGUAGUACUAAUAAGCAUGACCAAGAUGAUGAAAAUGAAGAAGAAUUAGAGUAUUAUAUCGAUGAAGAAUUUGAUGAACAAAAAGCAAUUGUCACAAAAGAUUUCCGAGCUAGAAUGAGGUAUUAUAAACGAAGAAUAUUACCUAAUUCACGAGAAACAGUGAUUAAUUUUAAUAAACGGCAAGUAUCGGAGAAAAUUGAGGAUCAUAAUGAUCCCAAUAAAAAGGAAUGGAUUAAUCCUGACAAACAAACAAAUAAACGGUUUUUUGUUGGAGAAGAUGCAUUGAAUUUGGCAACAAAAAACCCCAAUCAAGUAAAUACAAGUAAAGAUGGCGAAUCACAAUGGAUUUUAAGAUAUCCAAUGAUUAAUGGUAAUUUCAAUGAAAAUUCCUAUUAUUAUGAAUCAAGAGAAGAGAUCUUGGGGGAUAUUUGUAAUAUUAUAUUUGAUGCUCUUAAUCAAUUGGAGAUCACUACUGAUGUUAAUAAAUAUAAAGUGAUGUUAUUAAUUCCUGAUUUAUAUGAUAAAGCAUAUGUUGAAACUUGGUGUCAAUUAUUAUUAAAAUUUAUCGGGUUUGGGAAAGUUGGAAUAAUUCAAGAAUCAAUAGCGACAACAUUUGGAGCCACAAUGUCGACGGCCUGUGUUGUUGAUGUUGGAGCACAGACGACAAAAAUCAGUUGUGUUGAUGAAGGAAUGAUUAUUAGUGAUUCAAGGGUUUUAUUAAAUUAUGGUGGAGAUAACAUAACAGAGACAUUUGUUAAAUUAUUAAUUGAGGAUCAAUUCCCUUAUAGAGACAUUAAUUUAAUUAAUGCUAUAGAUUGGGAAUUGGCGCAAAAUCUAAAAGAAAAAUAUAUUACUUUCCAAGAUGCUGAUAUUGCUAUACAAUUAUAUGAAUUUUAUAAACGCAAGCCAUUUGAAUCCACAGAAAAAUUCACAUUUAAAAUAUUUGAUGAAGUUAUGUUAGCUCCCAUGGGAUUAUUUUUCCCUAAAUUAUUUCAAAUCACUGGCAAUAAACAUCCAUCAAUACCAAAUUAUUAUACACUGAAGAACCCUACAAAAUCAACGGUGGAAAAUUUGUUUAGUAAAUCAUUGGAUCAAUAUAAUAACAAACCAAAUAAUCCCAAGAGUAAAUCACAAGAUCAAUUAAAACUGAAAAAUCAAUUAAAUUAUUGUGAUUUAACUGAUGAAGAGUUAUUACUAAAAUUGAUCAAUCAAAAUGAUAAUGAAAAUGACACAACAGAAAAAGAUGACGAACAUCAACAUCAAAGUCAAGUGAAUGGUACUAGUACCACCACAACUAGCAAAACAAAAAACAAUGAGGAUCAAUUAUUGUCUUCUAACUUUGAUGGUGAAGAUGAACGAUUAGUUGAAGUACCAUUAGAAAAGGCAAUUAUUGAAUCAAUUACUAAUGCUGGAUUAUCAAGUGAUUUAACAAAAUUGAAAAAAUUUUAUGAUAAUAUAAUAAUAGUUGGUGGAGGUUUAAGUAAAAUUAAUGGGUAUGAUUUAAUUUUAAAUGAUCGAUUAAAUAUUUGGCGACCAAGAAUUUUAUCAACUUCAGCAAUUGAUUUAAUAAUUAAAUAUUUAAAUGAAGAAAUUAAAAAGAAUUUAUUGAAAAAAGAGAAUUUAAUUGAAAUUGAACAAGAAAGGAUUAAACAAGAGAUGGAAUCAACAAUGAGCGGUGACAACAACAACUCCACCACCAACAACAAUAAUAACCAAGAAGAAACAACUGCACAAAACAAUAACAUAAAUGUUAGUGAGAUUGAAGUACCAGAAGAUAUAAUGGAAAGAAUCAAUAAUGAAACAGAAUUGAAACUAGAUUUAGAUUAUAUUGAAGAAUUAAUUGAAGAAAAUGGUCAAUUCUUAUCAAUGAAUAUUGUUCCAACACCUAGGGAAUUUGAUCCAUCAAUGAUUAAUUGGAAAGGUGGUAGUGUUUAUUCAAGAUUAAAAGUUGUUAAUGAAAUGUGGAUUACUCAAAAUGAUUGGGAUUUAUUGGGUAGUCGAAGUUUAUAUUAUAAAAGUAUUUUCAACUACUAA